AAAAUAGUUGGUGGUGUGGAAGCAAAACGCAACUCUAUUCCCUGGCAAGUAGCCUUGUUUAAACAUAAUCGUUUUUUUUGCGGUGGCUCUCUGAUAAAUUCUCGUUGGGUCCUAACUGCUGCACACUGUUUGCCUUCGUCAAGUUCACAAGCUAGUAGUUUACAUGUUCGACUAGGUGAGCAUAAUUUAAUUAGUAAUGACGGCUCUGAACAAGUAAUCAGCGUUUCCGCUAUAUAUCGCCACCCGCAAUAUUCUGGAUUAAACAGAGACGUUGGUCUGAUGAAACUAUCUCGUCCAGCUACGAUUAAUAGUAAAGUCUCGACUGUGUGUCUCCCCCAGACAACAGAUAAUUUCCCCUCUGGUACAAGUUGCGUUGUUUCCGGCUGGGGCUCACUUUCAGCGGGCGGUAUUUUGCCAAAUAAGCUACGAAAAGCAGUCAAACCUAUAGUUUCAACUUCUGCAUGUAAUCGACCUCAAUCUUACGGCGGAGCGAUUACACAAUAUAUGAUUUGUGCUGGCUUUCAACAGGGAGGCAUCGAUGCAUGUCAAGGCGAUAGUGGAGGUCCACUAAUGUGUCCGACCCCUAAUGGCAAGCCUAACCAAUGGACUGUUGUAGGAAUUGUCAGUUGGGGAGAAGGAUGUGCUUUUCCAAAUAAAUAUGGUGUUUAUACUCGCGUAACUUCUGUGCUAUCAUGGGUUAACAAAAUAAUUGCCACUAAGUAA
Molecule: messenger RNA, 723 nt
Organism: Trichoplax adhaerens
Lineage: Eukaryota; Metazoa; Placozoa; Uniplacotomia; Trichoplacea; Trichoplacidae
Exons: 1
Biological process (GO): proteolysis
Molecular function (GO): serine-type endopeptidase activity
Source: RefSeq, a predicted model, not a curated record